This is a messenger RNA of Aureobasidium pullulans EXF-150, 453 nucleotides long. RefSeq lists its product as uncharacterized. NCBI's taxonomy places the organism in Eukaryota, Fungi, Ascomycota, Dothideomycetes, Dothideales, Saccotheciaceae. The coding region runs from base 105 to 368 and encodes 87 amino acids. The transcript has a single exon. The record is from RefSeq and is a predicted model, not a curated record.
UGUCUAGGCUCGUCGCAGUGAAUACCACACACCUAGUCUGAUUGACCUCUACGCUACGCACCAUAACCACCCAAGGAUUACUGGCUGUUUUUCUCUGAUUGUGGAUGCCUGGAGAUGGUCAACACACGCAAAAAGGAGGGAGGUUCCGACCACGCCUCGCCAUUUUCAAGAGCUUGGAAGUACAUGAAACAUCAUAUCAUCGCACGUCGAUACCAUCCCAAAAACACGAAUGGAGCUCCAGGGAACGAGACAAGAUCAGGCGCAACCAGCACAUUAUCUUCCUCGUCGUUGUCGUCGUGGUAAGAGUCUUGGUUGCGAGUGAUGGCGUUGCGUCCAUUUUGAAAGCUUCGAUUCAUACGGCGUCAUGACUUACCCGCGGAUAUAACCUGGCGAUACCGGCGAUAUCAUCGACACGGGGCCAACACAUCGGCUCCUUAGCGCACUAGCAAGAAG